CUGAGAGAGAUCAUCAGGAGUCCAAGAUGGGAGGCUGCGCUGAAUUCAUCAUUUUCUGUUACCUCCUCAUUGCGGUACAUCACGUGACCUCAGCCAACGAGAAGGAGCCUCGUAAAGUGGGAUUGCUGAUACCUGAGAAAUUAAUAGGAGGCGUUAUUGAUAUUGUGCAAAGUCACAAGCAAAAACCAUCAACCACUGGACUGCCCAACCAGCAAACGUAUCCGAAUCAGCAGACCUAUGCCCCACAGCAGGGCUACCAACCUCAAUACGCUAAUCAGUGGAGCCAACAAAGCAAUUAUCAGAACCAGUACCAAAAUCAAUAUGGAAACUAUCAACCCGGGAAUGGCAAUUACCAACCUGGGAAUGGCAAUUAUCAACCUGGAAAUGGCAAUUACCAAUCCGGGAAUGGCAAUUAUCAACCUGGAAAUGGCAAUUACCAAUCCGGGAAUGGCAAUUAUCAACCAUCGCCUGGCAAUUACGUUCCAAACAAUUACCCCGUUCCAAUACAGGGUAAUUAUGGUAGUUCAGUCAGUCAGUCACAAAGUCAAUCUCAAAACCAGUACGUGACAUAUCCACAGAAUAAUGGCAAUUAUGUACAGAAUCAAAAUCAAAAUCAAGGUUAUUAUAUACCGAGUUCCGGGCAUAAUCAGAAUCAGCAAGUCGUCGGGCAAAAUCAGCAAGUCGUCUGGCAAAAUCAGCAAGUCGCCGGGCUAAACCAGCAAGUCGCCGGGCAAAACCAGCAAGUCGCCGGACAAAAUCAGAAUCAGUCAAGUACCCAAUUCCAAGGUCAAACACAAGUGAUCAACCAGGAAACUCCAGGUUCCGGCGGUAUUCAAAGUGGAGGUCUUCAGGUGUCUGGUGGGCAUCAGUCUGGUGGACCAGGCCCUACUUGUAUAUGCCAGGCGUGGACUAAACCUCAUGCUAGUCCUAUCAACGAGCAGGGACUGAUAAAACCUGAAGAUAAAAAGGAUUGAAAUUACUAUAGUUUAAUAGAAGAAUUAAUAUUUAUUUAAUAAAAUAGAAGUACUAAAUGUCUAUAUUGAUAUUAUGGAAGUUGCUAUAAAAAAAGAAAUAACAUUUUUGAAAUAAAAGUAGCCUAAGUUACUCCUUACAACGUUAGCCAUCUGCGAGUGAAAGUCCUAUAAAUCAUUAAUUCUCAUAAAAUCUAUCCAGCCGUUUUAUAGAUUUGCAAGAACAGACAGAUAAUAUUUUUUUUAUUAAUUUUAACGUUAAAUAAUAUUAACGCAUACACUU
Molecule: messenger RNA, 1254 nt
Organism: Achroia grisella
Lineage: Eukaryota; Metazoa; Arthropoda; Insecta; Lepidoptera; Pyralidae
Product: homeobox protein 2-like
Exons: 2
Coding region: 27-974 (315 amino acids)
Source: RefSeq, a predicted model, not a curated record